AAAGAUUAGCAGCAAUAUUUACAAUGUCUGACGAUGACUGUGAUAUUUUCUAUGUGCCAAAGCGGGCAGAUGCAAAUAAAUUAUUUAUGCCAAAUGAGGAGGGGGAGGAAACCGAUUACGAUUUUAUUGAUGUAAAUCCAAUUAUCAAGAAACCCACUAAAGUGACAAAGCUCAAGCAGGUGCCGGUGGAGAAGCCAAGUGCCACAAAUCGUAAAACCCGCAAAACCAAAGAUCAUGAUGAGCAAAAACCGGCAGGUAAAACUUCAUCGAAGGAAGAGGAAGCAGCAGUGUCGCCACCUAUGCGACGUGAUUUGUCGCCCUUUUCGCAAAUGAUAUUGGAAAUGGAGAAGAAGAAACUUCCAAAAGAGACAAUACAAUCUGACAUUGAUGAUGCUCUAGCGGAAAUGCCCGUGGCGCGACGAACUCGAGCGGGAAGACGAAGUUUGAAUGCCCCACCUCCAGAUGGGAUUGAACCAUCACCACCAAAAAAACAACGUGCUAGCCGUGAAAAAAGGAAGUCAACAACAACAGCAACACAAACACAAGCGAAAACAAUUCCCGACAUGUUUCUAGCUGGAUCUAGAGGGAAUCGUCAUCAGGUGACGGACACCAUUGAUAUGGUCACAGCUGUUAACUUGGAUUCCGAUGUCGAGAACUUGCCGCCACCUCAAUUGGUAGAAACUAGUGCAAAAGAAACAAACAAUUACAAUUUUGAUAAUCCAGAAAUUGAUGUUAAUCUCAGCUGGCAGGGCGAAAUUCAAAUGUAUAAAUUGCGGAAAUUUCAAAAAUUUGCGCACUUGUUUAAAGAGAUCUCCGAGCGCAAUAAUGUGCCAGUUGAUGACAUUGUCAUCAAUAUGGAUACUAAUUUCAUAAAACCGCAGCAAACACCUCAAGAUGUCGGCCUCAAAGUUUACCACAUAUUAAGUGGUUGCGCAUUUCCAUCCGGCAACAACUACCGAGCUGAGCCAACAAAAUAUGUUGAUCUUUAUACGAAGCCAAAGAAAUUCCAAUUGAAAGUCCAGGGAGAUCGUUGGAAAAGACCUUUGAUAAUUCUUAUGAAUAAAACGGAAGCAUUCAAAGUAUUGUACAUUAAGGUCGCUGAGGAUUUGGAUUGCUAUGUUGACGAUUUUAAACUAUUGUAAGUUCUGAACACUUUUCAAU
Molecule: messenger RNA, 1161 nt
Organism: Drosophila sulfurigaster albostrigata
Lineage: Eukaryota; Metazoa; Arthropoda; Insecta; Diptera; Drosophilidae
Product: DNA repair protein Rad60-like
Exons: 5
Coding region: 24-1142 (372 amino acids)
Source: RefSeq, a predicted model, not a curated record